Messenger RNA from Gavialis gangeticus (Gharial), 3740 nucleotides. It is a transcript of the gene ZC3H18, whose product is annotated as zinc finger CCCH-type containing 18. The transcript has 19 exons. Lineage: Eukaryota; Metazoa; Chordata; Crocodylia; Gavialidae. The coding region runs from base 38 to 3040 and encodes 1000 amino acids. The record is from RefSeq and is a predicted model, not a curated record. Gene Ontology annotation, molecular function: metal ion binding.
AAGGGUCUGUUCUUCUGCUGCAGAUUAGCAGGUACUGAUGGAUGUUUCCAACAGCCCUGAGCGAAAUCCCUGCUCUCCGGAGGAGGAGAACCGGCAGCUUUCCGAUGAUGAGAUCCUGAAGGAGAGUGGCUCAGAUCGAGAUCUCGAUGGAGAGGGUGGACAAGGCAGCAUCUUGGAGGAUGAAGAAGAGGAGGUUGCAGCCAGGGCACUGAGUCACAGCAAAGAGAAUCACUCAGAUGAGGAGGAUCGUUUAAGCGAAACCAAGUCUCAGGACUCUGACAAUAAUGAGCAGAGGAGGGAGCUAAAGAACUCCCCGUGUCGCAAGGGGGAGGAGGAAGAUGGGACAAAUGACCUUGGAGACGAAGCAUCCUCUGUCACUCGGGAACUGGAUGAACACGAACUGGACUAUGAUGAGGAGGUUCCCGAAGAGCCAAGUGCUGCAGCCGCAGAGGAAGAUGCAGAAAAGGCUGGGGCUGAAGAGGAAGAGGAGGAAGAGAAGGGGGAUGAUGCCCCUGAGGACGAGAAGAAAUCCAGCACCAAAAGCGACGAUGAAAAGGAUGGUCAGGAUCCUGUCAAGGAGAAGAAGAAAGAGGAAGAUGAUGGAGAGAUUGAUGAUGGAGAGAUUGAUGAUGAUGAUCUGGAGGAAGGCGAAGUUAAAGAUCCCAAUGAUAGAAAAGUGAGGCCACGUCCCACCUGCCGGUUCUUUAUGAAAGGUCACUGCACUUGGGGAAUGAACUGUAGGUUUAUCCAUCCUGGUGUGAAUGACAAAGGGAACUACUCCUUGAUCUCCAAACCAGACCCCUUCUCCCCCAACGGCGCACCUCCCAUCGGCCCUCACCCACUGAUGCCGGCCAACCCUUGGGGUGGGCCAGUAGCAGAUGAAAUUUUACCUCCACCCCCUCCAGACCCUCCAACAGAAAGUGCCUGGGAAAGAGGGCUCCGGCAUGCUAAAGAGGUGUUAAAAAAGGCAACUAUGAGAAAAGAACAGGAGCCAGAUUUUGAGGAGAAGCGGUUUACAGUGACCAUUGGAGAGGAUGAGCGGGAAUUCGACAAGGAGAAUGAAUUUUUCCGGGACUGGAACUAUCGCAUCACAAGAGACGUCCGAGAUCCAGCGGAGGCGGACAUCAAAGAAAACAUUAACUAUGGGCUUGAUCCCUAUACAGAUCCGUAUUACGAUUAUGAUAUAGAACGGUUCUGGCGUGGUGGGCAAUAUGAGAACUUCAGGGUUCAGUAUACAGACCCCGACCCAUAUCGUAACUACAGAGAAAGAGAGCGAGAGCGGGAAAGGGAAAGAGAGAACAGACAGCGCGAGCGUGAGCGGGAACGGGAGCGCGAGCGGGAGAGGGAGCGACGGCAGCGGGAGCGAGAAAGGGAGCGCGAGCGGGAGCGCGACAAGGAGCGCCAGCGGAGGAAAGACGAGUGGGAACGUGAGAGGGAGCGCAUCAAGAGGGACGAGAAAGACAGGCAGCAUCGAGACCGCGACCGGGACCGGGACAGAGAGAGGGAGCGGGAGAAGGAGAAAGAAAAACCCAAACCUCGGUCACCGCAGCUACCAAGCCGUCAACCAGAGCCACCAAAGAAGGAGAAGGAGACAACCACCACGCCCUCCACUCAGUCAAAGAGAGCAGAUGAAUGGAAGGAUCCCUGGCGCCGAUCCAAGUCCCCCAAGAAGAAACUUGGCAUGUCCGUCUCUCCCAGCCGCGCGCGCCGACGCCGGAAAACCUCUGCGUCGUCUGCCUCUGGUUCUGGUUCCUCAAGGUCGUCUUCUCGCUCUUCGUCCUAUUCUGGUUCAGGUUCCUCGCGCUCCCGUUCCAGAUCUUCUUCCUACAGCUCCUAUUCUAGUCGCUCUUCAAGACACAGUUCUUUCUCAGGCAGCAGAUCCAGGUCGCGGUCCUUCUCAUCUUCACCUUCUCCUUCCCCGACACCAUCUCCGCACAAAGCGCCUGUGAAAGUUAAAGGGGAACCUGCACUGCCUGUUGGAAAAGGUGAGAAGUCUGUGAAGAAACUAGCUUCUUUGCCAGCCCCUCAGCCACUGACUAAAAUUACAGCAGCUGCCCCAGAGCCAGCCAAGCCAGGGGAUAAUAGAGAGGCCAGGAGGAAGGAGCGUCAGACGAGGACUCCGCCCCGGAGGCGGACUGUAAGUGGCAGCAUUAGUGGCAGCGCCAGCAGCUACAGUGGCUCCAGCUCCCGCUCUAGGUCCUUGUCUCGGUCUCUCUCCAGAUCUCAUUCCCGAUCAACAUCUGCCUCAGUUUCCCCCUCCCGAUCUGGGUCCAGAAAAUCCAGGUCCCUGAGUGUGAGCAGCGUCUCCUCCGUCUCUAGUGCCUCGUCCAGUAGCAGUUCCGUGCGCAGUGCUGACUCGGAAGACAUGUAUGCUGACUUGGCCAGUCCAGUCUCCUCCGCCAGCUCCCGGUCCCUAACCCCAGCGCAGCAGAAGAAAGGUAGAGGAAAAACAAAGAAGGAAGAUAGCGCCAAGGAAGAGAAACGGAAACGGGAGACGCCUGCCCAGGCCCUGAAGUCAGCCAAGCCUGCGCCUGGGAGCAAAUCCCAGCAGCUGCUCCCAUCCCAGCAGCCCGCAGCACCCCAGGCUCAGCAGGGCGGCUUCAGUGCCCACAAGGAGAUCAAGCUGACACUGUUAAACAAAGCAGCUGAUAAAGGCAGCAGGAAGAGAUAUGAGCCAGCAGACAAGGACCGGCAAGCCUCUCCGCCAGCCAAGCGAGCCAACCUGUCACCUGACAGAGGUGCUCGUGAUAGGAAACCUGCCGGGAGGCUCUCCUCACCCAAGCAAGAGCGCCAGAGAGGUCAGAACCCCAAGCCCACCCCUGCACAGGCUGACAGGAAACGCCAGCUUUCGCCCCAAUCCAAGAGCUCCAGCAAAGUCACGAGCGUCCCAGGCAAGGCGUCUGAGCCGGGCGCGCCAGCCGCCGGCGCCAAGGCAGGCAAGUCCAGCACGCUGUCGCGGCGGGAGGAGCUCCUGAAGCAGCUGAAAGCGGUGGAAGACGCCAUUGCUCGCAAAAGGGCCAAAAUCCCCGGGAAAGUAUAGUUGGGCGCGGCCGCAGUCCCACCUCGGCCUGGCCUAGCAACUCUGAGCUGUUUUUAUACGUAGCGCAAUGCGGCCACUGGAUUUGGCGGUUCUGUCUGAUGAUUUUUUUUUUUUUAUUUUGGCCACGGUUCUUUUAAAACAAAAAUUACCAAGUUUGGCAGCAGCAAACACGCAAAUGAUGCGACUCACCCUGGCUCCUACCCUAGGGCCAUGCGGCGGGGGCCGCCAGCCCCGCAAGACAGACCGAGCCGGCACCACGACGGAGGCCCAGCCACCCCACCAGGUUUUCCAUGUAAAUUAUGCACAGAGGACUCCAGAUUGCAGCCCUGUUGGAUACAUUCACUACUUUCCUCUCUCUCUCUCUUUCUCUCUCUUUCUCUCUGCCCCCCCCCAGCCCAUUUCUUUCUGCCUUCUCCUCUUUGCUAGCCAUGAGUUGUAUUCUUCUAGUUAGCCUUGCUGUGUGGUUGAGUGUCUUCAGCAAUGCAGUUCUAUAUACUGUGUAACGAGAACCGAAAACUGCUGUGAACUACUGGCGACAUCAUCUUCUCUUCCUGCCCCCCACCGCCGCCCCCCCCUCCCUCCAGCCCUCUCCCAGGAGCAAGACAAAUAUAUAUAUAUUCUUGACGAAAGUCUGAUUGGGAAAUACGACCUGUCUUUUAUUUUAAGCAUCAGAUUGUUUUAGUUGAUUUAAAAAAAAAAC